CGUCUUUCUUCUACUUAAAUGUAGACCACCUGCACUGAAGUUCGAGUCACAACAAACUUUAAGGAUUCUUUUGAAACUUAGCAAUACCUAGAUCUCAAUAUUAAUACCCUACCUUUGAGAGAAGUCACGAAAAUUUUGGUUAUCUCAGUCCACCUCUAAAUCGUCAUAUAUCUUCAGCAUGUCGGCCCCGGAGAGCUACAAGUUCCAAGGCUGGCUGGGCAAGUCCCCAGAAGCCGUCAACGGAAAGAUGGAGUGGGGCGAAUAUGAGCCCAAGAAAUGGACCGAGGAUGAUGUGGAUAUUGAGAUCUCCCACUGCGGUAUUUGCGGCAGUGACUUACACACGUUGAAGUCUGGCUGGGGACCGACACCCUACCCUUGUGUUGUGGGCCACGAGAUCGUUGGCAAGGCCGUGCGCGUAGGAGCGAACGUUAAGCACGUCAAAGUUGGUGAUCGCGUCGGAGUUGGUGCGCAAUCAAGAACUUGCCAGAAGAGCACCUGUCCCGCAUGCUCGAACGACUUGGAGAGCUAUUGCGGUGAAUUAUUGGUCAACACUUACGGCUCUGAUUACCCGAACGGUGAAGGAAAGAGUUACGGCGGCUAUGCUGAUUACAACCGCGCCAACGGCCAUUGGGUCUUCAAGAUUCCAGAUGAAAUUGACUCAGCUGCCGUUGCGCCCAUGCUAUGUGGCGGAAUCACUAUGUACUCGCCCUUGAAGCGGAAUGGCUGCGGACCUGGCAAGACCGUGGGAAUUAUUGGCGUUGGCGGUCUUGGUCAUUUCGGUAUUCUCUUCGCCAAAGCAUUGGGUGCCGAUAAGGUCAUAGGCAUCUCGAGAAAGGCGGACAAGAGGGAGGAUGCGUUGAAGCUUGGCGCCGAUGAGUAUAUUGCCACGGACGACGACAAGGACUGGGCGAACAACAACCGAAGAACAAUGGACCUCAUCGUCAGCACGGUGUCUCAUUCGAAGAUGCCUUUGAAUGACUACCUUGGUCUCCUGAAAGUGAGAGGAACCUUGAUCCAAGUCGGUGCUCCUGAUGGAGGCGAGCUCCCCCCUGUCAAUGCCUUCCAGCUGAUUUUGAAUGGGAUUAAAUUGGGUGGCAGCAUGACUGGAUCUCCUUCGGAAAUAAGAGAGAUGCUGCAGCUUGCAGCGGAGAAGAAGAUCCAGCCUUGGAUUCAGGAACGGCCUUUGAAGGACGCUAACCAGGCCAUCGUUGACAUGGAAGAAGGCAAGGCUCGUUACCGAUACGUACUCGUCAACGAGAACUUUGGAAAGCAUUAGAUGCGAAGUUGAUUUUAGGAAGCGCGAAAUAGACGGCAAGGGUGUCAGGCCAGAUAGAGCAAAAUGAUUCAUUUCUACUAAAAGACUCGAGAUACCAUAGAUAGCUUAGGUAGGUACCUAACCUAACUGAAUUAUCAAUAUAAUUAUCAUCAAAUUCAAGUAUAUUGCUACUGUAUCCUUCUGAUAAAUAUUUCUGUCUCCGUUUAAGAUACCUAAGUCGGUUUGACCCUAUCGAAUUUAUCCCUUAGUUCAUAGUAAUAUAUAGAGCUUGGACCAUGUUUUUCCAGAAAGUACUAA
Molecule: messenger RNA, 1573 nt
Organism: Daldinia caldariorum
Lineage: Eukaryota; Fungi; Ascomycota; Sordariomycetes; Xylariales; Hypoxylaceae
Product: NADP-dependent alcohol dehydrogenase C
Exons: 4
Coding region: 179-1276 (365 amino acids)
Biological process (GO): alcohol metabolic process
Molecular function (GO): alcohol dehydrogenase (NADP+) activity; zinc ion binding
Source: RefSeq, a predicted model, not a curated record